Molecule: messenger RNA, 1279 nt
Organism: Salvia hispanica
Lineage: Eukaryota; Viridiplantae; Streptophyta; Magnoliopsida; Lamiales; Lamiaceae
Product: coiled-coil protein
Molecular function (GO): nucleic acid binding
Source: RefSeq, a predicted model, not a curated record
ACGAAGGGAUCGCGGAGGCACAGUCUGUCAUAAAACAAAAAAGAAAAGAAAAAAAAGGAAGGUUACAGAGACGGCGAUGGAGAGCACGACGCCCAACUGGACUGAGAAGGUGGAAGACCUCGUUCACGCCGGAGAAGUCGACCAAGCUAUCGCUUUUCUUGAAUCCACAGUCUCCAAUCUUGAACACCAAUUCAAAACUCAUCAAUUUGGCCGAGUGCCGUCGCCCUCUUCCGUACCCCAUCAGUUGGCCACUGCUCUUCAAGACCUCUCCAAGCUUUAUUCCGCUCAAGGCUUCUCUCUCAGAGCUGAUCAAACACUCUCCCGCGCCCUCCAAAUCAAACACGCCAAAGGGGGUUCACGGGAUGAAGUUACUUCUGAUGAUAAUGCAGGACAUGGUUGUGGUGAGAGUUCUUCUUCACACUUGAAAAGUGGUGGCAUCCCACUGGAGGAUGAUGCUGAAGACGAUUGGGAAGCUAUAGCAGAUUGUUCCCCAGAGGAGUUACUUUCCCCACAAUCUUUACCAGGGAUAUCAAAACUUUCUCUGGAAGACUCAAAAGCUCAAUCCACCAAGAGGCGAGGAAGGGGAACAUUUUCGUACAAGAAGCAGGGCCUUUACAGUGAUAGCCAGUCUAAUGAACCUUGUAUUGAUGACUCCGAAGAUACGUCUUCAUGCCAAGAGGAAGACCUGGAAAAAAGAAGCGAAAUGUAUGGUACACGCCAUAUUCUUGUUCUAGCUAACUUGAAUCUAAGCACUAGGACGACUGACCUUGAGAGGUUACUGGGGAGCUUCAAAGAUCGUUUUGUAAUUCGCUGGGUGAAUGAUACAACUGCACUAGCUGUAUUUAGAACACCAUCUGAUGCUCUUGAGGCUCUCAACUCCACCAGAUGCCCCUUUACAGUCCGUCUACUUGACGAGGACGAAGAACUUUUCAGCAAAAUUCCACCAAAAGAUUUGGAACCACCCCGGCAGCGGCCUCAGACAUCAGCAAGAACUGCUCAAAGAUUGAUUGCACAGAGCAUGGGAAUAAAACUGCCCUCGUCGUUUGGAUCCAACGAGCUACGGAAGCAAGAACAAGCCAGGAAAAAUCGGAUAGUCUCGAGGCAAAAUAUGCGGGAUGAUGCUUGGGGUGAUGAAGAUCCAAAGUAACUUAGUGUCUCAGUUGUCUACUUUUUGAAUGGAUUGAAAUGGAUGAGUGCAGUAAAAGGGGUGUUUGAUUAAGAAUUUUGUGAAACAUUCACUCGGUUUUUCAUAUACAGUACAGUCAUUUUUACAGAGUUA